AUGGAAAUGGAGGUUGUAGAGGGGGCUGGAGAGGAAUUGCAUGACUUUAUCUUGUUGAGUGAAGAUCCUGAGCCAGCUAUGGAAUCUCCCCAUAGCUCAAUCUCAAGUCGAGUAGAAGAUUAUUCUAAUAAGGUAGGACAAAAGAGCUUAACUGUUAGUGCAUUUACUUCUACUGGAGGGAUAACUGGUGCGAGAGGCAUUGCAGAAAAAGAAAGUGAAGGGAUGCACAUAUGGGCUUCAUGUGCGGAUUUUGCAACUGACUUUGAAGAAGCAUUAUUAUUGGUAGUAAGGAGAGGACGGGAAGAAGCUGAAGGAAAAAAUUGGCAAUCAUCCCGGACCACACCUAGAGCCCAACACCGAAUAGACCCCCCAACACUAAACCCAGUGACUGCAGAGGCGGGAGACAGAGGCGUGUCAUGCCAGGAAGAGGGAGACGAAAGGACGAGAAGCUCGCCGACACCUUGGUGUAGAGCGGUGCCACAACAGAGAAGCACCAAAAGGCAGGGCCGACUAUCCAAAUCUGAACGAUGGGUAUCUCAUAUGUUCCAUCCGUAUAAAGACACGGAGGCGGAGAGAAAUAUCGUCAGGAUGAAGAAUGCGUCUCUUGGGGGUAGAGGUCCCAAUGCAAGCGAGGAAGUCAGUAGGUACGCAACGUUCUACUGGCAAGGAGGAAGAAGGCGAACCAAUUUCCAGCCACUCGGAGUGUUUGACGUUACCAUGACUGAGUUUUCACUCAUGCUUGUAUUCAUAUUUCUCUACAAAUCCCCUACUUGCCUCAUUGGGGUCUGGCUUGACCUCCUCAAGCAAGCAAUUAAGGCGUCCCGAGUCAAGGACCCUAAGCCCAUCGGGUCCUCGAAGAAAUGUUUCCAAGUAAGAAAGAAGCAAAAGAUCGGUAGUCCGACCAGGGAGACUACCCAGCGGGAACAACUGAAGCUCAAGUCGAAGAGAAACCAGGUCGUUCUGCGACCUCUAAGGAUGUGGACAGAGGUCAAGGCUCACGAGAAUGCCCUUGUCCUCGUGCGAUCGUCUCUUCAAGACAAUCAAGAAAACUCUGUCAAGCUGAAGGCAGAGAAUGCCAUCCUCCACACUGAAAAUACCCAGCUAAAGGCCCAGUUAGUUCAGCUCAUAACUUCAUGUCCAAGCGUGAGGCUAAAGCUCGCGAGGAGGACCUGGCCUCCUUCCCGACCUCAGAUUUGCGGAGUUACCUUACUACGCAUCCUCUUAUACUGCUGCACAAGAAUGGCCGCGUCUUUGGGCGUCUUUUCGAGUAUCUUUCCGGCUAAUACGGCGCCGCUGGCAAGGUUGUCUCCUACGGCCGUCAGGCUUGUCCCCACUAACCUGCGUCCCAUGCGCACGGUGACGAUCGUGGCCGCGGCGUCAAAGGCCGCCGUGGAGAAGAAGAAGCGGGAGCCGAAGGGGAUAAUGAAGCCUCAACGCGUGUCUCCGGAAAUGCAAGCCUUCCUCGGCGGCACGACUGAGAUUCCCCGAACACAGGCGCUCAAAGAGAUCUGGGCUUACAUCAAGCAACACAAUCUUCAGGAUCCUGCAGAUAAAAAAGUCAUUGUCUGUGAUGAGAAACUGAAGAAAAUCUUUGGAGGAAGGGAGCGUGUUGGCUUUCUUGAGAUUGCUAGAUUGAUCAGCCCACAUUUCCUCAAGUGAUUUGGUGGUUAGUCGAGGGCCUUUUGAAAGAAAACAACGCUUUUUGUAAAUGAAGUCUAUGUUACCCAAAUGUACCAGAUUUUAUGCUAGUAUGUUAGGUGCUCUCUCUCUCUCUAUGAGGGAGUAAUUUUGGCUUUUGGAUCAACAUUUGUAGGCUAUGAAAUGUUCUGUGCUUUUAUGAUUAGGAUCUCUCAUGUGUUUGCAGGAUCUCUAUUAUAAUCAAUUUUGGGAUUUCUGUUGAGAUUAUAAAUUACUCAAACUAGAUUAGUUUAGUGAUUCGGGAAAAGUAUGCUAGUGAUAUGUAGUUUGCAUCUCCAUUGAAGAAAUGCUUGGUGAGUAUUAGAGCUGUCAAAAGAAAUGAGCAAAUGAGCAGUUCCUGAGUUUGGCUAGGCUUGACUUGUUAAAGCUCGAGUUCGUCUCAUCUAGUUUGAUUUAUGAGCUGAGUUGAGCUUGCUUAAAACUCGUUUCAUUAACGAGUUGGGUUCGGUUUGGCUCGUUAAGGCUCGAAAA
Messenger RNA from Striga asiatica, 2169 nucleotides. Lineage: Eukaryota; Viridiplantae; Streptophyta; Magnoliopsida; Lamiales; Orobanchaceae. The record is from the annotation of a GenBank genome assembly.